This is a messenger RNA of Entelurus aequoreus (snake pipefish), 2901 nucleotides long. It is a transcript of the gene snx9b, whose product is annotated as sorting nexin 9b. The transcript is spliced from 19 exons. Gene Ontology annotation, cellular component: plasma membrane; cytoplasmic vesicle. The record is from RefSeq and is a predicted model, not a curated record. Bases 303 to 2141 code for a protein of 612 amino acids. Gene Ontology annotation, molecular function: phosphatidylinositol binding; protein binding. Lineage: Eukaryota; Metazoa; Chordata; Actinopteri; Syngnathiformes; Syngnathidae. Gene Ontology annotation, biological process: endocytosis; plasma membrane tubulation; mitotic cell cycle.
GGUUUCCCUCCGCGGGGGCAGGUCACUCCCUCCCCGCUAACGGCAGACAUCUCUCGGGCGGCGGGUAGGCGUUUUUUUUUAGAAGCAGCACUGAGCUAGUCCUGCGACUUCCUCCAAGCGGACUUUGGCGUUUUCUUUCGGGUUUUUUUAAAGUGUUUUCUUGUUUGCUGCGUCGAGGAACUACCGUGUUUACUGUUGAAGAAGCAAAGCGGCGGAAGGAAAUGUCCAGCUGAGGCUUGGAAGUCCUGAGAAGCCACUGCCGGGGCCUAUUUUUUCUGUAAUGAUUGAUCAAUGCUUCUACUAUGGCACUGAAGGCACAGGUUUUAUAUGACUUCGCUGCGGAGGCUGGAAACAAUGAGCUGACAGUGAAAGAAGGCGAGACCCUCACUAUCACAAAUCAGAAUGUCGGCGGUGGCUGGAUUGAAGCACAGAACUCCAGAGGGGAAAUCGGACUGGUGCCGGAGGAUUACAUAGAGUUCAGCAAGUCGUCAUUCCCAGAAGCGGGAACCGCAGCACCGACUCCCAGCGUCGGAAACGUCGCGCCCUCGGACCUGUCCUUCUUCGACGCCUUCGCUCCUGCAUCGACGCAAAACCAGGUGGAUGCUAGGGGCUUGAGUCCCCAGCCCGACACCCCUGACACCCCAGUUUCCCCCUACCUCGCGUCCCCCGAUGAGGCCAGCAAUGGAAACGAUCCCUGGUCAGGGUGGAACGCCGACCCCUCGGGGGGAGCCGCCAACAACUGGGCAUCCAACCCAGAGGGCACCCAGACCGGCAAGAUGGCCGCCGCGGACUCCUGGGGAGGCUCUGCCCCUCAGGGACACCCUCAGGCUUACCAGGGUCCUGGGGCCGCCGACGACGACGAGUGGGACGACGAGUGGGACGACAUGAAGUCCACCGGGGGCUACGCAGAGUCCGAAUCUGGAGAUGCCGCGGCCAUGCAGCGAGGCGGAGCUCACGCGUCCAUGAAACUCAAAUUUCCAGGGUUCUCAAAGUCUGGUCCUGAGCUGUACCUCCUUUGCAAGCAGAUCGCAAAGGGUAAAGAAAAGCUACCGAUCUAUAUGGGAGAAGUGGGUCCGGUGUGGCUUUAUCCAGAAUCACAGCUGGACUGUGUGGUCGCUGAUCCCAAGAAAGGCUCAAAGCUGUACGGCCUCAAGAGCUACAUCGAGUACCAAAUCACGCCAAACACCACAAACCGCCCUGUCAAUCACAGAUACAAGCACUUUGAUUGGCUCUAUGAGAGGCUGCUGGACAAAUUUGGCUCCGCCAUCCCCAUCCCCUCCUUACCAGACAAGCAGGUGACAGGGCGCUUUGAGGAAGAGUUCAUUAAGAUGCGAAUGGAGCGGCUGCAGGGCUGGAUGAGCAGGAUGUGCAGGCACCCCGUCCUUUCCUGCAGCGAAGUCUUCCAGCUGUUCCUCACGUAUAAGGACGAGAAGGACUGGAAAACGGGGAAGAGAAAAGCAGAGAAGGAUGAGACGGUGGGAGUGAUGAUCUUCACCACCAUAGAGCCGGAAGCUGCAGACUUGGACCCUAUAGAAGUAGAGCAGAAAUGCGAUCAGUUCAGCAGGUUUACCAAGGCGAUGGACGACGGCGUGAAGGAAAUCCUCACAGUGGGACAUGAGCACUGGAAGAGAUGCACGGGACCUCUGCCAAAGGAAUAUCAGCGGAUUGGUAAAGCCUUCCAAAACCUUUCCUUAGUGUUCACCAGCAGUGGAUAUCAAGGCGAGUCAACCCUGACGGAUGCCAUGACGGCAGCGGGGAAGACCUACGAGGAGAUAGCACAGUUAGUAGCGGAGCAGCCCAAGAAAGACCUCCACUUCCUCAUGGAGACUAACAACGAGUAUAAAGGUCUGCUGGGAUGCUUCCCCGACACCAUUGGAGUCCAUAAGGCGGCCAUCGACAAAGUGAAGGAAGGCGACAAGUUGGUGGCCACCAGUAAAAUUACCGCACAGGAAAAGAUCACCAUGGCGAAACGAGUCAGCACGAUGUCUUACGCAUUACAAGCUGAGAUGAACCACUUCCAUAGCAACCGUAUCUACGACUACAACCGCGUCAUGCAGCAGUACCUGGAAGAGCAAGUCAAGUUUUAUGAGACGAUUGCUGCAAAGCUGAGACAAGCCCACGGUCAGUUCACCACCAUGUGACGGUGCAGGAGCCACAACAAGAGCACCACAUCCCAAAUCUUCUCACUAAACUGCUUGUUUUCUACCUUUCUUUUCUUCUUUUUUUAAUGAAAGUUUCCCACUUCCCUUCUGAAGCUUUAAACCGCAGCAGUGAGCGAUUGCGGAUGACGACACACACACACACUCUUCCUCUUUUUAAAGAAAGAGACGGGAACAAAACACGCAACGUGUUACACAACCGAAGCUUUCUGUAAAGCAAAACGACAAUUUAUUUGUAGUGAUUAAUAUCAUCCCCAUGUUUGAUACGUCCUGUCACUCAAAGGAAGCAUCCUGUGCCUUUUCUUUCUGCACUUGCCCUCACGUCACCAGGAAGCCCCGCCCCUUCCUGUUGUACACCCUGUGCCUUAUUUCAAUUUCUGCAUUGGUUUACAUUUCAGGAGAAUGCACACAUGUUGACUCUUGUGUUUUAUUAUGAAGGAGCAACAUGUAAGAGGGCGGAGCUACAGAUUAUGCAAUUUGUUUUUGCUUUCAAAUCGACUGUGUUCACACGUGUUUUUAUUAUCACAUGAUACCCAAAUUUAUGUCGAAAUAUUUAAUGAGCAUGCGGACAGGCUUCACAGCACGUCGCAAAGAUUGUACUUGCCGUUUGAUAAAUAUCAAACCAAACAGGCGAUGGUUGUGUGAAUGAAGGCUCUUUAUUUGUACACGCGUGCCUCAUGAAGUGUCAGGUGAGCGUACGUAUAAAUAAUAAAUACACUAUUCUAUCACCUGCUUGUCCUGU